Toxorhynchites rutilus septentrionalis is the source of this 2814-nucleotide messenger RNA. RefSeq lists its product as uncharacterized. The record is from RefSeq and is a predicted model, not a curated record. The coding region runs from base 1 to 2814 and encodes 937 amino acids. The transcript has a single exon. NCBI's taxonomy places the organism in Eukaryota, Metazoa, Arthropoda, Insecta, Diptera, Culicidae.
AUGGAGGAUCGUCGCACGAAGCAGCAACUGAGAUCGCGGAGAGAAACCAUGGUAGCGUCGCUCGGCCGAGCGGACCAGUUCAUGACGCAGUACGACGAGGAACGGGACAAGCUCGAGGUCGCUGUAAGGCUGCAGCAUUUGGAUGGUAUUUGCAAUGGGAUGGAGGAAAUACAAGUGGCAUUAGAAGACAUGGCAGACAACGAACAAGAACGGGUGAGAAAUAUGGAAAUUCGCUCUGAGUUUGAAACACUAUUCUUCCGAAUAAAAGCCUUUCUGCAAUCCAAACUUCCUCCUCCUAUUGAUGUACUAGACAACCUCCCUCGUAACGCUGCACCUUCCACUCUAAAGGGUUUGAAGCUUCCGACGAUUUCUUUACCUGAGUUCUCUGGAGAUUACAAAGACUGGCUUGCGUUUCAUGACACCUUUGAGGCCCUGAUUCACAACAAUUCUGAGGUCGUUGAAGUCCAGAAAUUUCACUACCUAAAAGCUGCUUUGAAGGGAGAGGCCGCCCAACUGAUCGAAUCAAUUGGGAUCAGUUCGGCAAAUUAUCGCUUGGCUUGGGAAGCACUCGUCAACAGAUAUGCGAAUGAAUAUCUUCUGAAAAAACGUCAUUUGCAAGCUUUGUUUGAGUCGCCAAAGAUGCAAAUUGAAUCAGCUUCUUCUUUGCAUGGGAUUGUGGACGAAUUUGAGCGUCACGUAAAGAUACUGGAGCAACUUGGGGAGCCUAUUAGUGCUUGGAGUUCGAUGCUGGAGCACCUCUUAUGUACACGUUUGCAUGAUGACACCCUUAAGGUUUGGGAAGAUCAUGCUUCAACAUUGACGAAACCAACCUACACAUGUUUAAUAGAUUUCCUCCAGCGUCGUAUGAGAGUCUUGGAGUCCAUCUCAGUUAACCAUCAGCUCAUAACGGAGUCAUCUUCCACUUCCCACAAUUGCCACAUAAACAAGAAAUCAGCUCAUUCCAAUUAUUAUUCUCAUGCUGCAGUGGAAAACCAGUCCGCCAAAUGUUACGCUUGUGAUCAGCAUCAUCCGCUUAUAAAAUGCUGGAAGUUCAGCAAAAUGCCCAUCACUGAAAAAAUGAAGGUGGUUAACGCGAAACGUCUGUGUCUGAAUUGUUUUCGUUCGGAUCAUUUUUCACGAAAUUGUUCAUCAAAAUAUUCCUGCAAAAUAUGUAAGAAACGUCAUCAUUCACUGCUACAUUCAGCAUUCAGCACCAAUGUAAACAGAUCAGCAACCGAUCAGAAUCCAUCUCCAUCCACCCGUGUUCCCAGUAUGCCUGUUCAAGUGAAUGUUACACCCUGCGAAAAUCCUGCUCGUUCAACUCCAUCAGCCGUUGAUCCGUGUGAGGCAGAAUAUAGUUUCCCGUUGCAUGAGCGCAGUAAAAAUACUUUUAUGUUAACCGCUUUACUGAUUGUCGUAGACUGCUACGGAAAUGAGCACUUAGCCAGAGCACUUCUCGAUUGCGGUUCCCAACCCAACAUAAUAUCGGAGCGAAUGGCUCAAUUACUUCGAUUGAGAAGAAAACGAGUAAAUGUGUCGAUCCAUGGUGUCGGAAAUAAACCCCAGUAUGCUACAGAAUCUGUGUUCACGGAAAUCCGUUCAAGAAAAGAGAACUUCGCACUCAAUGUAGAUUUCCUAGUGCUGAAUAACAUUAUGCCCCAGUUGCCGGCUCAAGAUAUUCCUAUUGAGCAUUGGAAACUUCCCAAAAAUUUAUUCCUCGCUGACCCCAAUUUCAACAAGUCGUCUGGAAUUGAUAUGAUCAUUGGAAACGCGCACUUCUUCUCCUGUCUCAAGACUUCAGCAAAUAUUCAACUUCCUAAACCGCUCCCAUUGCUAGUAGAUAGUGUGUUCGGCUGGCUGGUCUCAGGCACAGCGGAUAUAACCCGACCCGAUAAUGGAACCUCAUCAUGCACUGUAACCACCGUUUCGUUAGUAGCACUUGAGGACAGUUUAGAACGUUUCUGGAAAAUUGAAGACCUGCCAGACCAGCCAAAUUACUCAAUGGAAGAGAAGCAAUGCGAGGAGUUAUACUCCGCUACCGUUAUGAGAAACGAGACAGGAAGAUACGUAGUACGUCUCCCUCGUCGCCCGAAAUUUGAGAAAAUAGUAGGAGAGUCCAAAAAUUGUGCCUUUCGUAGAUAUUUGCUACUGGAGAAACGAUUGGAGCGUGAUCCAGCGUUGAAAGAUGAAUAUCGAAAAUUCAUUGAAGAAUACAUAGAGCUUGGCCAAAUGAAGGCGGUGUUGCCUACCGAACCCCAACAUUACAAAGGUUGUUUCCUCCCUCACCAUCCCGUAAUGAAAGAAUCGAGCGCUACCACGAAGGUCCGCGUAGUGUUCGAUGCAUCCGCUAGAACUUCCACCGGCCAUUCCCUGAACGAUGGCUUAUUGGUAGGACCAGUAAUCCAGGAUGAUCUGCUAUCCAUCAUCCUACGCUUCCGCACAUUUCCUGUGGCAUUGGUGGCGGACAUUGAGAAAAUGUACCGCCAGAUACUCCUACAUCCAAAUGACACCCCAUUUCAACGCAUUUUAUGGAGAUUCAAUGCGUGUGAUCCCAUUUGUACAUACGAGCUGCAAACCGUUACCUACGGUCUUGGUCCAUCGUCCUUUCUCGCUACCCGAACACUACUUCAGCUUGCCAACGAUGAAGCAAUAUCGUAUCCAGCCGGUAGUGCGGCUCUCCGAAAAUCAUUUUACAUGGACGAUUUUAUUGGGGGAGCUCAGACUGUGGAAGAUGCCAUGAAGCUGCGACAGGAACUCAAUGAAAAGGAGGAAAAGGAGGUUUCAAUUUACGAAAAUGGACUUCGAAUAAACUAG